Anas platyrhynchos (mallard) is the source of this 4130-nucleotide messenger RNA. RefSeq names its product kirre like nephrin family adhesion molecule 1 (gene KIRREL1). NCBI's taxonomy places the organism in Eukaryota, Metazoa, Chordata, Aves, Anseriformes, Anatidae. The record is from RefSeq and is a predicted model, not a curated record. Gene Ontology annotation, biological process: cell-cell adhesion. Gene Ontology annotation, cellular component: plasma membrane; cell-cell junction. Gene Ontology annotation, molecular function: cell adhesion molecule binding.
GCGCACUCCGGGGCGGCGCGGCACGGCUCGGCACGGCUUUGCACGGCUCGGAGAGGCUCGGCACGGCUCGGAGCGGAGCCAGCGCAGCCCGCGGCCCUUCCCCGGCCCCUGCCCGGCCGGGCCAUGCUCUAGCAGCGGCGGCGGGGUCGAGCGGGGCGGCGGGGCAGCGGCCCCCCCCCGCGCCCCCUGCCCGCAGCGCGGCCGGGACGGGAGCAUGCGGAUCCUCUUCCUCUGCCUCCUGACUCUCGCUGACUCCUACGGGCAAGCGGCACAGACGCGGUUCGUGGAGGAGCCGGAGGACCAGACCGUGGUGGCCGGCCAGAGGAUCGUCCUCUCCUGCGUGGUGCUCAACUACUCCGGGAUCGUGCAAUGGACCAAAGACGGGCUGGCCCUGGGGAUGGGGCAGGGCCUCAAAGCCUGGCCGCGUUACCGCAUCGUGGGCACGGCCGACUCGGGCCAGUACAACCUGGAGAUCAGCGACGCCGAGCUCUCCGACGACGCCGUCUACGAGUGCCAAGCGACCGAGGCCGCGCUGCGCUCGCGCCGAGCCAAGCUCACCGUGCUCAUUCGCCCCCUGUCCCCUCUGCAGUCCCCCCCGAGGACCCCACCAUCGACGGAGCCCCCGAGAUCCUGCUGCGCGCGGGGACACCCUACAACCUGACGUGCCGAGCGCGCAGCGCCAAGCCCGCCGCCACCAUCGUCUGGUACCGGGACGGGCUCCAGCAGGACGGAGCCAUCACCACCACGGAGGUGCUGGCUGACGGCAAGCGGGAGACGACGACCAGCCAGCUGGCCAUCAACCCCACCGACCUGGACAUCGGCAGGGUUUUCUCCUGCCGCAGCACCAACGAAGCCAUCCCGGGGGGGAAGGAAACCUUCGUCAAGCUCAACGUGCACCAUCCCCCGACUGUCACCCUGUCCAUCCAGCCCCAGACGGUGCAGGAGGGCGAGCGGGUCGUCUUCACCUGCAUGGCCACCGCCAACCCCGAGAUCAAAGGCUACAGGUGGGCCAAAGGGGGGGUGAUCAUCGAGGAGGCCAAGGAGAACAAGUACGACACGCAGGUGGACUACACCUUCUUCACGGAGCCCGUGUCCUGCGAGGUGCACAACGACAUCGGCAGCACCAACGUCAGCACGCUGGUGGACGUGCACUUCGCCCCUCGCAUCAUGGUGGCCCCCAAGCCCACCGUCACCGACAUCGGCUCCGACGUGACGCUGACCUGCAUGUGGUCCGGCAACCCCCCGCUGACCCUCACCUGGACCAAGAAGGAAUCCAACAUGGUGCUGAGCAACAGCAACCAGCUGUACCUGAAGUCGGUGACGCAGGCGGACGCGGGGCAGUACAUCUGCAAAGCCAUCGUGCCCCGCAUCGGCGUGGGCGAGCGCGAGGUCACGCUCUACGUCAACGGGCCCCCCAUCAUCUCCAGCGAGGUGGUGCAGUACGCGGCGCGCGGUGACCGCGGCAAGGUGGAGUGCUUCAUCGGCAGCACGCCGCCACCCGACCGCAUCGCCUGGGCUUGGAAGGAGAACGUUUUGGAGGCAGGGACGCUGGAGCGCUACACGGUGGAGAGGACCAACACGGGCAGCGGGGUCCUGUCCACCCUCACCAUCAACAACGUGAUGGAGGCCGAUUUCCAGACCCACUACAACUGCACCGCCUGGAACAGCUUCGGGCCGGGCACCGCCAUCAUCCAGCUGGAGGAGAAAGAGGUCCUGCCCGUGGGCAUCAUCGCCGGGGCCACCAUCGGGGCCAGCAUCCUCGUCAUCAGCUUCCUCGUGGCGCUCGCCUGCUUCCUGUACCGGCGUCGGAAAGGGAGUCGCAAGGACGUCACCCUGCGCAAGCUGGACAUCAAGGUGGAGACGGUGAACAGGGAGCCGCUGACGCUGCACGCGGACCGGGAGGAGGACACGGCCAGCGUCUCCACCGCCACCCGCGUCAUGAAGGCCAUCUACUCGUCCUUCAAGGAUGACGUGGACUUGAAGCAGGACCUGCGCUGUGACACCAUCGACACCCGCGAGGAGUACGAGCUGAAGGACCCCACCAACGGCUACUACAACGUCCGUGCCCACGAGGACCGCCCGGCCUCCCGCACCGUGCUCUACGCCGACUACCGCACCCCGGGGCCGGGGCGUUACGAGGCUCGGCCCCCCUCCCGCCUGUCCCACUCCAGCGGCUACGCUCAGCUCAACACCUACAGCCGGGGGGGCCCCGCGUCCGAAUACAGCACCGAGGGGGCCGCGGGGACCGGGGCCUCCCCGGGGACGACGGCGGGGGGCGAGACGGCCAGCCAGCUGUCCUACGAGAACUACGGGGGUCACGGCGCCUUCCCGGCCGGAGGUGGCUACGGGGGCUACCGGUUGGGCUACGGGCAGCCCCCCAGUUUGGAGCGGGGGCCCUACGACGCCUACGACCCCAUGGGCAAGUACGCCAGCGCCACCCGCUUCUCCUACACCUCCCAGCACUCGGACUACGGGCAGCGCUUCCAGCAGCGGAUGCAGACGCACGUCUAGGGGUUUUUUGGGGGGGGGGGGCGGCGGGGAAGCCGGCGACUGGCCCCUGAUAUUCAGGGGUUCAUCCUGACCCCCCCCCCCUCUCACCCACCCCUCGCCCCGCUUCUCCGUGCGCCGGGUUCCUUCUCUUCGAGCUUCCACUCCCCCCGCUGGGAUAGCGGUUGUCUUCGCGGUACCUUCCCAAAAGGGGGUGCGGGGUGGCCCCCCCCCGGCCCCGUGCCCCCCCAUCCCGGCCCCUUUUCCCCCUUCCCGGCUCUGCUGGGAAGGGGGGGGGAGCCCGGAGCCUUCCCCGAUGGGGGCUCAGCCCCGCACGCCCCGGCCAGCGCCGCCCAUCCCGUGGCACCCGUGCGGAUGUAGGCGCCGCGUUUGGCUUCUUUUCUCCCCAAAAUGCCCCGGCCCAGCCUGUUCCCGUUCCCUGUGCCUUGAUUUUUCGGGGUUGGCCCACGCUCGGGGCCGGCUCCCUCCCGUCCUUCCAUCCGUCCGUCCCACAAAGCCCCCGCUCCCACCCUGCCCCGAGCCGGUGAGCAGGGGGCACCCCUGCUCACCCUGGGGGUCCCGGUACGGCGAGACCCCAAAAACGCCCCCAAAUCAAGGGGACAGGGGGCCCUCAGUGAAUGUAUUACAGGGAUAUGGGAUCGGGGCAGCUGCUGGGUGAAGGAUUUCGGUCCCCAAAUGGGCACCAGGACCCCAGAAUAAUGGGGACCCCCAAAACAAGCAGGACCCCAAACAUGCAGGACCCCAAUUCCCUCGGGAGCAGGGAGCCGGGCUCUGGCUGGGGCACGAGGGAUUUCGGGGGCACUUUGUGAGCUCGAUGCUGGGGAGUUUUAGGGGAGGUUUUGGCUUCCCAGCUGCAUCCUCCCCAGCCCAGCUCUCGGUACCGGCACCCUACAGAUUUGGGGGGGGGUCCCCAUGGACCCCUGGGAUUAGGUACGAGCACCCUCCCCCUGCCUGCCCAGCUCUGCCCUGGGGAUCGGGGUGAGCUCGGUGCCCCCCAUCCUGCAGAGCCUCCCCCUCCUCUUCCUCCUCUUCCUCCUCGCUGCGGAGCCGGCCCCGCGGCAGGCAGGUACGAUUCGGCCGCAGGACGGUUCGGGAAGGAAGGGGCACGGCACGGGGAGGGGGGGGGGGGUCCCCAAUAUCCCAACCCCCCCUUCCCCGUCCCCAUCGGGUUAAACCUCGACCCCAAAGGUACUGUCAGGACGGUGCUGAGCCCCCCCCCACGACCCCCGGCCGUUUCAUGCGAUGGUGCCUGAUUUAACCCCGGCUGUGGCCCCCCCAGAUGCUGCACCCCCACCGUUAUAGCAAUAGCGUCCCGCCGGCCCCAAAAACAAGCCGAAGCUUUAAACUCAACUCCCUGGGGCAGGGGGAGCAGGAUCGGGGCCCCCCCCGGCCCCAAAAGGAGCCCAGGGCCAGGCGGCAGCACCCCAGGGCGCGGGGGCGAGCGGGUCCCCUCCUAGCACAGGCUGUUUUAGACCCCCCCCCCCAUUUUCCUUUCCCCUAGAGACACGUAUCUGUGACCCCCGCCCCCCCCCCCAAGCCACCGUUUUUUUAUUUGUCCUUUUCCUUUUUUUUAAAUAUUAUGUACUAUAUUUUUAGUCUUAAACACGAUAUAUUAUAUAUAU